AUCAAAUUUCAUCUCAUACCCUUUGUUAUUGCAAUCUAUAUUACUAUUUCUUUAUAUUUAUAUAGUCUCACACUCAGUUCCAAUGCUAUUAAAGUAGUAAUGUCUGUGUAGCUGAAUUGCUUUGCUUCUUUCUAUCCAAUUUGUUUCUCAGUUUGCAGCAUUAGCAUGAGUAUGGAUCCAGUUCGUGAGUGGAUACUUUCUGAAGGGAAAGCCACAAAGAUAACCAAGAUUAGUCCUGUUGGUGGUGGUUGCAUAAACCUUGCCAGUCGCUAUGACACUGAUUCUGGUUCUUUUUUUGUUAAAACAAACAGGAGUAUUGGACCAUCAAUGUUUGAAGCAGAGGCUCUUGGUUUAGGGGCUAUGUAUGAAACCGGGACAAUCCGUGUGCCUAGGCCGUAUAAGGUUGGAGAGCUUCCCACUGGUGGUUCCUACAUCAUUAUGGAAUUCAUAGAAUUCGGCGCUUCCAGAGGCAAUCAAUCUGUUCUAGGGAGGAAACUUGCUGAGAUGCAUAAAGCCGGAAAAUCUAGCAAAGGCUUUGGUUUUGAUGUCGAUAACACCAUUGGCAGUACUCCACAAAUAAACACGUGGUCAUCGGAUUGGAUUCAAUUUUAUGGAGAGCAUAGAUUGGGUUACCAGUUGAAGCUAGCAUCGAGACAAUAUGGCGACAGUCUCAUUUAUGAAAGAGGACAAAGACUGGUGAAAAGCAUAGGAAAACUAUUUGAAAAUGUGGCGAUAGAACCAUGCUUACUACACGGAGACUUAUGGAGCGGAAACAUCAGCUCUGACAAAAAUGGAGAGCCUGUCAUAUUGGAUCCAGCGUGCUACUAUGGACACAGUGAGGCAGAAUUCGGAAUGUCUUGGUGUGCCGGCUUUGGAGCAUCAUUCUAUAAUUCAUAUUUUGAGGUGAUGCCUAAACAGCCAGGUUUUGAGGAGAGAAGAGACCUAUAUAUGUUGUAUCAUUAUUUAAAUCACUAUAAUCUCUUUGGUUCUGGAUACAGAUCAUCAGCUAUGUCCAUAAUUGAUGAUUAUCUUGCACUUUUAAAAGCUUAGGAUUGCUUGCAUAAUUGUCAAGGAUGAUUUGUGAAUAUAAGAUCCUUUUUUCUUGUACAUUUCACUACUUA
This is a messenger RNA of Arachis duranensis, 1121 nucleotides long. RefSeq names its product protein-ribulosamine 3-kinase, chloroplastic. Bases 166 to 1050 code for a protein of 294 amino acids. The transcript has 9 exons. The record is from RefSeq and is a predicted model, not a curated record. Lineage: Eukaryota; Viridiplantae; Streptophyta; Magnoliopsida; Fabales; Fabaceae.